Vigna umbellata (rice bean) is the source of this 903-nucleotide messenger RNA. The record is from RefSeq and is a predicted model, not a curated record. Lineage: Eukaryota; Viridiplantae; Streptophyta; Magnoliopsida; Fabales; Fabaceae.
AUCAUAACAAUCCAAUGGCCUCUCCUCUGUUCCUUCUUCCACCAUCUCAAUGGCCUCUCACCCAAACCAAACAGGAACGGGAGCUGACGGGCAAGGAGAAAAGGACCCCCCAUCGCCGAUCCCAGCAUCAGCCUUUCAGAAUCCACUUUCUGAGAUAUCGCCGUCACCGUCGCCGUCGCCGUCCUCAUCGACAGCUCCGGCGCUGGUGCUUUCGAACUCGGGGAAGCGCAUCGACCAGACGGGGAGGAAGAAGUACGUGAAGCAAGUGACGGGGCGGCAUAACGACACGGAGCUGCACCUGGCGGCACAGAGGGGCGACGUCGGCGCCGUGAGACAGAUCCUUCUCGACGUCGAAUCUCAGGUUAUGGGAACUCUCGGCGACGGCGACGACGACGAUCUCGACAUCGAGAUUGCGGAAGUGCGAGCUUGCCUCGUCAACGAAGAGAACGAGCUCGGUGAGACCCCUUUGUUCACUGCAGCUGAAAAGGGUCAUCUCCAUGUCGUGAAGGAGCUUCUCAACCAUUCCACUGCUCAGACUGUUUCCAAGAAGAACCGAUCGGGAUUUGAUCCCUUGCAUAUUGCAGCUAGUAAAGGCCACCACUGUAUGUAGUAUCUCUCUUUUAGGGUUUCGAGGAUGUCUUUGGCAGAGGGGAAGGUUGUUUUGAAGGUGAUUGGGAAAUUGUGCGAGGAGAGGAAGGAGUUGAUGGUGGAAACUACCGUUUGCUGGAACUGGCGGUCUUUGUAGAAAUCGAGAGUGGGGCGUCCGCCGACGCCAACGGAUGAGGGGCGGCUGCUGACGUCGGAGUCGCGGGAGGGGUACUGGCGGCGGUGGAAGUCGACUGGAGUGGGUGGCGGUGGAGGAAGGAAAGAGUCCUUGGGUUGGCGUCGCGCGGUAGGUCUCAU